UUAUUGUAGUGUACGAAGUAGCAAACUGCUCUCCAAAAAUGGGAUUUUCCGGCAAACACCCCACAUGCACUCUCCUCCUCCUCCUCUCCCUCUCCCUCCUCUCCCUCCACACCCUCCUCCACCGCCCCCGCCUCCCCCUCCCCUCCCCCUCCGCCGCAUUCCUCUCCUCCGCCUCCAACUCCACCCUCUCCGCCUACCUCCGCCGCCUGACCCUCCGCCCCCACCUAGCCGGCACCCCCCUCUCCCUCCCCUCCGCCCUCCUCGUCCACUCCCACUUCCUCUCCCUCGGCCUCCCCACCCAAAUCACCAACUUCUCCGCCCUCCUCUCCUUCCCCUCCCUCUCCUCCCUCUCCGCCCACUUCCCCAACGCCUCCUCCGCCGCCGUCACCCUGGACGACGCCGCCGCCGCCCCCGGCGUCGUCCCGCCGUACCACGCCUACUCCCCCUCCGGCGCGGCCUACGGCGCCGCCGUGUUCCUGAACUACGGGAGGGAGCGGGACUACGCGGCCCUGGCGGCGCGGGGCGUGGAAGUGACGGGGUGCGUGGGGCUGGUGCGGCGCGGUGGCGGGAUGUCGCGGCACGAGGCGGUUGCGAAUGCCGCGGCGCGGGGGGUGGCGGCGGUGCUGAUGUACACGGAGGGGGGGUUUAGGGAGGGGGUGGAGAGGGGAACUGUGAUGAGGGGGGUGGGGGACCCGCUCAGCCCCGGCUGGGCCGGCGGGGAGAGGCUUCGGGUGGAUGAUCCCAGGGUGGCGGGGAGGUUCCCCGCUAUUCCCUCGAUGCCCGUGUCGGAGGCGGCGGCGGAGGGGAUCUUGGCCACGCUGGACACGGAGAGGAUGCCCCAUGACUGGAGGGAGAGUUUUCAGAGUGGAGAUAGGAGAUUUUGGGGUGUGGGGCCCGGCCCGACCAUGCUCAAUUUUACUUACCAGGGUGAGCAAGUGAUGUCGACCAUCCACAACGUAUUUGCGGUGAUAAAGGGCUCGGAGGAAGCUGAUCGAUACGUGCUCCUAGGCAACCAUCGAGAUGCAUGGACUUACGGUGCUGUUGACCCUAACAGUGGCACUGCUGCCCUCCUUGACAUUGCUCGUCGUUUCGCUCUUCUCAUGCGAUCAGGCUGGCGUCCUAGACGAACCAUCGUUCUUUGCAGCUGGGAUGCCGAAGAAUUUGGGAUGAUUGGAUCUACUGAGUGGGUAGAGCAAAACCUUCUGAAUCUCGGGUCGAAAGCGGUGGCCUAUUUCAACGUGGACUGCGCGGUGCAAGGGCCUGGUUUGUUCGUUAGUGCUACUCCUCAGCUUGAUGAUCUUCUCGUUGAGAUCACGAAACAGUUGUUAUGCCUGAAACAGGUUAAAGAUCCGGAUUCAGAGAACGCGUAUGUAUACGAACAAUGGGCAGCUGCCAACGGAGGUGUUAAUAAGAUUCAGAGACUGAGCAGAGUCGAUUCAGAUUUCGCUCCGUUUUUGCAGCACGCUGGAAUUGCUUCUAUUGAUCUGUAUUUUGGAAUAGACUUUCCGGUUUAUCACACAGCAUUCGACUCGUACGAUUGGAUGGUGAAUUUCGGAGAUCCCUUGUUUCAUCGCCACGUGACAGUGACCGGAAUAUGGGGGCUCGUCGCUCUUCGACUGGCUGAUGAUCCGAUCCUGCCUUUCAACUACCUUUCUUAUGCUGCUGAAUUGCAGGAGUAUAAAAAUGCCCUCAACGCUUUGGUGGGAGAAUCCAUCUCUCUGGAUCCUCUCACUGCAGCUGUCGAAGACUUCACAACGGCCGCGUACGAAGCAGAUGGCGAAAUCAAGAAAGUGAGGGCGGACGAAAGCACGAAUGGGCAGACGCUACUGAGGAGGCGCAUGUUGAAUGAUCGUCUCAUGCUCACCGAACGAGGCUUCCUAGACCCGGAGGGGCUCCUGGGAAGGGAAUGGUUCAAGCACCUGAUUUAUGGGCCUCGUGGGGAUUCGGAGAGGGAAAAUGAGUUCUUUCCCGGGGUAACAGAUGGAAAACGGAAGGGGGGAGACGAGCAGGCGAAGAUUAGGCACGAGAUAUGGAGGGUGUCAAGGGCCAUCGAGAGAGCAGCCUCUGCUUUGAGAGGUGGACUCACAUAAAAAUGGUGAUAUGAAAUGGAACAGUAUAUCUAUCUAUCUAUCUCCUUUGCUCUUGUGAUUUUACAGAGGAAGUAUGCCCGCAGGGGCGUAGCGCAGUUGGCAACGGAGGGGCAGAUCUUGCUGCAAUAUAGAGGAAGUAAUUAUGCUGUAUUGUUGCAUCCUGCAUCAUCUGUUGCUGCCUAUCAAGUGUGUAAAUAUAGUGUGUUUUUUUGCUCCCUUAAAAGUCAAUUUUUAGUUUUA
Molecule: messenger RNA, 2330 nt
Organism: Salvia splendens (bonfire salvia)
Lineage: Eukaryota; Viridiplantae; Streptophyta; Magnoliopsida; Lamiales; Lamiaceae
Product: probable glutamate carboxypeptidase AMP1
Exons: 10
Coding region: 39-2090 (683 amino acids)
Molecular function (GO): carboxypeptidase activity
Source: RefSeq, a predicted model, not a curated record